Messenger RNA from Bipolaris victoriae FI3, 735 nucleotides. RefSeq lists its product as hypothetical. The transcript has 2 exons. NCBI's taxonomy places the organism in Eukaryota, Fungi, Ascomycota, Dothideomycetes, Pleosporales, Pleosporaceae. The record is from RefSeq and is a predicted model, not a curated record. The coding region runs from base 1 to 735 and encodes 244 amino acids.
AUGACCAGCAAACAUGACCCAGCCCAGGUCACACAGCCUCUCGAGGUUGCCAGACAGGCCGCCUUGGUCGGUGGAGCCUCAGCAAUUCCCGGUACGGUAAUCGGUGCUUUAUACGGCACAGUCCGCACCCAGACACCCGUCUUGUUUUCCAUCGCAUCAGGAGCCCAGUGGUUCGCCCUUGGAUCAACGUUCUGGGGUUUCCGUACCUCACUCCUCAACCAGAGUGGUCUCCUGAACUGGUGGAACCUUACUCGAGGUACCCCCAUCUACCCUCGUGAUGACCUGAAUCCAUCUCCCUCGGAAAAAGUCCGCGCCUCUACCAUUGCCGGAGGAUCAACCGGCUUCACUCUUGGUUUCUUGUUUCGAGGUCCCCGAAACGUUAUCCCCGGAACCAUAGUAUUCAGUUUAGUAGGCUGGCUAGGACAGAACGGGUACAACUACCUGGAUGCGAGAAACUCUGGGCAACUUCAGGAACUGGCCGAAUUAAAAGCUAAGGGUGAAGAAAGGCCAAAGGAGACGCUAAUGGACAAAAUCGCAAAGAGCUGGUGGAGUCCAAUGCAAGUCUUGAGCGAUGAGGACUACGAGAAGAUGAUGCAAGAGAAGCUGUUGAGAGUUGAAGCCGACAUUGCUAUGAUUGACGAUAAGAUUGCGGCGCUGAGAAAACAGGCGGUUGAGAGGGAGGUGCAACAGCAUCAGAUCAAGCAUGUACAUGAGCAGGACAAGAUUUCCAAGUGA